AUGAAUCGAAAUGUAAUAUCAAAGUACAGCUCAGCAAGGCCCGUAGUCGAAUGGCGUCGUCGAAUGUCGGCGUCCAGGGGUAAACGCGAAAUCGAGCACGCGCUUCGGCCGCAGUCGAGAAAACAUUUGGGAUUCCGAUGUUCCGGCGAACGCUCCAUUAGAGGCAGGGAGGAAGGUCAUAUGUCAAUAGGCGUCCAAGAAAAGCAGGCUUUUGGGGUAGCGCUCCCGAAUGAAGAAGACAAGACACUGAAUGAGCAAGCUUAUUCCAGAAAACAGUCCGAGAUUCUUAAGUCAGAACAUUUUCCGAUGAUAUUUUCCGUGCCGGAGGCGAAGAUUGUCCUCAUUUUACGGCCGUAUGGAGCGGGGAUAUCGAAGGAAAUGGGAUACGUGAACUACGCAACGUCGUCAUGGAUCUUCAGCUACGGACAUAAGGAAGUAUUUCGUCCGGCGUGCAGUGCCCCUCGUGCCCUGACACCUGACGAUAUAGGGGCGAUUUCCUUAGGCGUACCGUGUCACGGGAGAGCAUAUGGUGGCUGCAAGUUAUGCUGGAAGAAGAUAUAUUUUCGGACUUAG
Fomitiporia mediterranea MF3/22 is the source of this 573-nucleotide messenger RNA. RefSeq lists its product as uncharacterized. Lineage: Eukaryota; Fungi; Basidiomycota; Agaricomycetes; Hymenochaetales; Hymenochaetaceae. Bases 1 to 573 code for a protein of 190 amino acids. The record is from RefSeq and is a predicted model, not a curated record. The transcript is spliced from 2 exons.